UGUUCUUUUUUUGUUUCUGGUUCAUUCUCUCUUUCUCUCUCUAGAUUCUCUCUCCUCCAAAUCUUGUGACUUUGUCUGAAGAAAGAGAAGACUCUGUGUGGACUCUCACACCAUACCUGAACAGACCAACGAGCUUCACAAAAGAUUUGAAUAAACGAAACCAAAUUACACAAUCUCAUAUUCGUGUUCUUAAAUUAUGCUUCGGAUUGAUUUGGAGGUUACACCCAAAUCUUUGUUCUUUAUUUUGCUUUGACUAUUAUAUGUGUAGCAUGUGUCAUAAUUGUGGUGUGGAACUGAACAAGCCAAAGGAGGCAAGGAAAAUAGAAGAGAAUGUGAACGGUUUAGAAAUUACCACGCAAGGCUCCAUUACGUCUUGCAAAUGUUGUGAGGUUAAGCAUGAGCAAGGAAUUGAGACAGAUAGUAGAAGAAACAGUUCUUAUGUAGAACCAAUGAUCAGUCCAAUGGCUUCUUUGUCUAGCAGCGAUCGGUCUGUAUCUAGUUGCAGUGAGAUUUCGGUUGAUAUGAACUUACACGAUAGGGCUAUUCAAGAAAAUGGAAGUUAUAGAUCAUAUUCACAUAUAGAAAGCAAUGGUAAGACUCUACCAAAGAGUAAUGGCCAUGAAGAAAAAGAUAAUGGUGUUGAAGCAACAAACAACUCCGUUGAUGAAGAAACUGAGGAUUCAAAUUCCUUUGAAGAUGAUGUUAAUGCCCAGAUUUGGGAUCCCCCUGAACCAGAAAAUCAAGAAGAUGAUUUGGUGGGCAGUGUGGCUUUCAAUGACGACGAUGAUGAAUGUGGAGAUGGCACGCCUUGGGGAAAGCCAAGUUCUUUGAGCCCUUCAAGCAGUGACAGAAGUGGGAAUUAUAAGUUUGAGGAAAAACAGAGAGCUAUGGAAGAGGUGAAGAAUGGAAAGUUUAAGGCUCUUGUUUCUCAACUUCUUAAAUUGGUAGAUGUUGCCCCCUGUGGACAAGAUGGUGAGAAUUGGGUUGAUAUAGUUACUUCUUUGUCAUGGCAAGCUGCUCAAUUUCUAAAACCUGAUGCCAUUGUUGGUACAAUUGAUCCAAAUGAUUAUGCGAAAGUGAAAUGCAUCCCAACUGGUGCUCGCAGUGAAAGCCAACUAAUUCAAGGGUUGGUCUUCAAGAAGCAUGCAGCACACAAGCACAUGCCGACUAAAUACAAAAAUCCGAGGUUGCUGUUAGUCCAGGGUGCUCUUGGCCAAUCCUCCAGUGGAUUGUCAUCAUUUAGUACUAUGGAUCAGGAAAAGGAUUACCUGAAUUCUGUGAUUGAGGUUUUAGCCUCGUGUCAUCCAAAUGUGAUUUUAGUGGAGAAGUCUGUUUCUCGUGAUAUCCAAGAGUACACUCUGAAAAAUGGAAUGACACUUGUCUUUGAUAUGAAGCUCCAUCGGCUAGAUAGAAUUGCUCGUUGUACAGGUUCGCCAAUUUUAUCGUUAGAUAUGAUGGCAAGUCAAAAGCUAAAACAUUGUGACUCUUUUCACAUUGAAAAAUUUGUUGAGGAACAUGCUGGUUCUAAUGAGGGAGGAAAGAAGCCAAGCAAAACAUUGAUGUUUAUUGAGGGCUGUCCUACUCGUCUGGGUUGUACGAUUUUGCUGAAAGGAGCAAAGAGUGAUGAAUUGAAGAAGGUUAAAUGUGUGGUUCACUGUGCGGUUAUUAUGGCGUAUCAUUUGAUACUUGAGACUUCCUUCCUUGUUGAUCAGAAAGCAAUGUUUUUUACAUUAUCGUCUGCUGAAGAGGCAAAUGUACUGUCCAGGGAUCAAGAACCCACUAAUCUAGACAUUGAUGCAUCCUCUCCUCGGCUUGAGGCUUCUGCUGAAAGUAAGUCACAUGAUAUUCCAAUAUCCAGUGGCUUUAAUGAUGGAGAUUUCUACAACUCCAACACUGAGUCAGACGGAAAUUCCCUGUUUUAUGAACCAUAUAGUCCUGCGAUACUGUCUGGCUUUUCCUCUCUUUCAGCUUCUUUUAAGAAGGCUGUUGGCGAAAAUUUCCCUCUUGCAUCUUCUUCUUACCAGUCACUUUCUUCAUACCUUGGUUUCCCUGAAAGUGAGUCGAACGAUAAUUGUAUCAAAUCUGUUUCUGGUUUAACAUCUCCUAAGGAUCUUGAUCAUUAUGAGGCUGAAGAUAAGAGCAGUUCUGAUGAAGAGAAGUCUCCAAAUGUUGAACAGUCUGAUUCUUCUAAUGAAAGCUCGGAGGCAUCUCAAGAAUUGAAAAAUGGUGACUAUGAUGAGGUGCAAACCAAGGAUGGCAUCAAUGGAAUGUUGGAUUCCCAGAGUAUUUUGGUUUUAAUGUCUAAGCGGAACGCCUUAAGAGGAACUGUAUGUGAGCAAAGCCAUUUUUCUCAUAUCAUGUUCUACAAGAAUUUUGAUGUUCCACUUGGACAGUUCCUGGUUGAUAAUUUACUUACUCAGAGAACUCAGUGCGAUGUUUGUGGUGAACUGCCACAAGCUCACGUAUACUACUACGCACAUCAUAAGAAGCAGUUGACCAUAAAGGUCCAGCGUCUUCAUCCUGAAAAGAGUUUACGUGGGGAAGCUGAAGGAAAAAUUUGGAUGUGGAGUCGUUGUGGCAAGUGCAAACAUGGAGAUGGAGUAACUAAAUCUACGAAAAGAGUUUUGAUCUCCACUGCUGCUAGUAAAUUGUCACUUGGAAAGUUUUUGGAGCUCGGGUUUUCACAACACUCCUCAUCCCAUAGAUUAUCUAGCUGUGGCCAUUCAUUUCAUAGGGACUUUAUCUACUUCUUCGGGUUAGGUCCCAUGGUUGCAUUAUUUAGGUAUUCUCCAGUUGCCAUUUAUACCGUGGCUGUGCCACCUCAGAAGUUGCAGCUCAGCCAUACAAUUAAGCAAGAUGUUCUUAGGGAUGAAAUUGAGAAUGUGUAUACGAAAGGGAUAUUGCUGUUUACAGAGGUUUCAAACUCAUUAAAGGAACUCAAAUCCCAAUUUGAGGGCUUGUCUUUGGAUCUCCAAGGUUCUAUAAAAGAAUUCUCCGAUAUUGAGGAUAUGUUAAAGCAGGAAAGAUCAGAAUUUGAGGAAAAUAUUCAGAAAAUUUUCUCAAAGAAUGGGAAUUCAGACCAGACUGCUCAUAGACUUCUCAGUUUGAAUCGAUUACUGUGGGAACUUCUGGUAUCAUCCUGCAUUUGGGAUAGGCGCAUGAAUUCCCUACUCUCUCGUGAUAUCGUCGUCAUUGCUAAUUCUAGUGUCGAUGGGAAAAAAAUUCAAGGACAAGAGAGCAACGGUGUUGCACCAGAAGUGAAGGUGGAUACUGAGAUGACUAUCGAAGGAGGUGAACUAAAUUUGAAGUUAGAUGCCUCUGCAGAUGUAGAUGACUCUUCAACCAAUGAAAUUCCGAUUGAAGGUCCUUUUGACGAAUCUAGAUCUAGCGAUCCAGGUGAAGUGUCUCUUGUUCAUGAAAGUAUUGAUAUCCCCAUUGAGGGUGAGUUAAGCCCGAAAGAAUUGUCCAGAGAAGAUUCUGUUGUGAUACCUGACAACUAUCAUUCUGAGGAUUCUGAGGCAGAUAACGAACCAGAUUCUGAUCGCCUACAAGUGAAGAGAUCAAAAACAAAUUUCCCAAAUGUUAGCAGUUAUGAUUCUGUAGCUGAUUUGAAUUUACUGAAGAAAAAUGUUUCAGAGACUUCACUUUUGCAUCACUCAGAAAAUUCAAAGGGAUGGUUCUGGUCACCAUUUGCUGAGAUAAUUGGUUUAGAAAUGAGAGACCUUCAAAGACUAUACUUUCAGAAAUUCGAAUCUGUCAGUAGCUAUACUAGGGAAAAUAUACCCGAAGCAUAUCAACUGAUAUCUGAAGAAGGACGAAGACUGCACAUUCCUCUUGGGACAGAUAUUGUUUCAGAUUACGAGGGCGAACUCUCUAGUAUAAUCGCUUGUGCAUUGGCAUUGUUGAAAGAGGGUGAUGUUAGUACGAAAUCUCUCGAGAGUUCGUACAGUCUUCCUCAUUUUUCUUCAAUUACUUCCUCACGUUGGUCUUCAAACACUUCCACUGAUUCUGAUUCAGUCCACUUAACACCAAGUGUUUCACUAGAUGAGUCUCGCUUCUCGAGUUUUGAUGGAUUGAAUUUGCUGGAGUCACUUGUACCUCCUGGAACUGUCAAUCCGGUGGUUCAUCUCGGUUUUGAAAAAUCACUUGGAAAGAGUCGAUAUACAGUUGUAUGUCCCUACGCCAACCAGUUUCGUGAUCUCAGAAACUUGUGUUGUCAAUCUGAGGUUGACUAUAUUACUUCUCUUAGCCGCUGCAAGCACUGGGAUGCUAAGGGUGGGAAGAGCAAUGCUUUUUUUGCGAAAACUCUUGAUGACAGGUUGAUUAUAAAAGAAAUCAGGAAAAUUGAAUUUGAAUCGUUUAUGAAGUUUGCUGAGGAUUACUUUAAGUACAUGAAGGCUUCCUUUGAAGUGGGGAACCAAACUUGCUUAGCUAAAGUUCUUGGGAUUUAUCAGGUUGUUGAAAGACCAAACAAAGGCGGGAAAGAGGUGAGGCAUGAUCUCAUGGUGAUGGAGAAUCUCACCUUUGGCCGGAAUUUUACUCGCCAAUAUGACCUUAAAGGCGCUCUCCAUGCUCGGCUCAAUACAAAAUCAAAAGAUCCCGGUGAUGUUCUUUUGGAUCAGAACUUUGUUAAUGACAUGAAUUCUUCUCCACUAUAUGUUAGUAGCACAGCAAAGCGUCUCUUGAUACGAGCUGUUUGGAACGACACAGCUUUCCUCAAUUCAAUAAAUGUCAUGGAUUACUCAUUAUUAGUGGUAGUAGACACUCAACGACGAGAGCUAGUCUGCGGUAUCAUCGAUUAUCUCAGACAGUACACAUGGGACAAGCAGUUAGAGACAUGGGUGAAAUCUUCACUUGUUCCAAAAAACUUGCUUCCAACCGUCGUCUCUCCAAUAGAGUACAAGAGGAGAUUCAGGAAAUUCAUGUCUACUCAUUUCUUGAGUGUCCCAGAUAACUGGUGCUCGGGCAAUUCCUCCGGCAACUUUGAACUCGAUCGUGUCAGAGAAUGAUUCUUUCUCACCAUCCAAAUGGUUAGGUGACACAAACAUGGUUUUUUCCUCCUUACCCCAAUUCGUUUUCUUUAACUUCUUGCCUAAGAAUUAGAUUCUCUGGUUCGGUUUACAAUCGAUUCGCCAAUACUGUAAAUAGUCUACGAUUUCAUAUGAGUCAGCUAUCCUAUAUAUCCUGCCCUGUUAUUCUGCAAAUUUUUAGAGAAUUUCUGGGGAUAGAGAGUCAUUCAUCUAAAGUACAAAAUGUGCAGCCAAGUUUAAUUUUUUUUGGUAUUGUUGCCUUUAUAUUUAUUUAUGUAUAGCCUUUUGAGAAUAUCAGAGUUGCUCUGAUAAAUAGUAUCAAUGAAAAGUUUUUAGCUCAUCA
Molecule: messenger RNA, 5373 nt
Organism: Cannabis sativa
Lineage: Eukaryota; Viridiplantae; Streptophyta; Magnoliopsida; Rosales; Cannabaceae
Product: putative 1-phosphatidylinositol-3-phosphate 5-kinase FAB1D
Exons: 13
Coding region: 261-5009 (1582 amino acids)
Biological process (GO): phosphatidylinositol phosphate biosynthetic process
Cellular component (GO): endosome membrane
Molecular function (GO): ATP binding; 1-phosphatidylinositol-3-phosphate 5-kinase activity
Source: RefSeq, a predicted model, not a curated record